AUGCGACCACCGAAUCUCUUCCUUAAUCUCGUUUUUAUUGUCUUUUUAUCCGAUCUCACUGGUGGAUUACCGAAUCGGGGACUUGAGUUUCCAUUACGAAACAUUUUCUAUCAGUUGGCUCUACGCCGAGCUCGUCGCUCAUGUCCAUGUGCUGCACUGUCUCGAUCGAGAUGCGUUUGUCGGCCAUCCGAUCCAACAAAUCCAGUCUCCCCUGCGCAGACAUGCACUUGUACAGCACCCACUCUCACCAAUGAACAAGAGUGCCCAUGUGCUGCUCAGGCCCGUCAAUCAAUCUGUGAACCGUCAUGCGAGUCAACCUGUGUAAGCAGUUGUACCACAGCCGAGAACCCGAAGCCCGCUUGUGAGCACACUUGCAAGUUCACGUGCUCGUCCACUUGUCAAUCAGUUUAUUCGGAGCCCGUUCAAGUGGUGAUCAAUCAACAAAACGAUCCGCGAAAGUGCAGUCCAGUGUGCGCCGAUGCGUGCACCGCCUCGUGCACCUCACAAAAAUCCCCGUCAGCCGACUGUCGUCAGAGUUGUAUCGGUUCCUGCGAGCCGACGUGUCUCCGCCGGCUCCGCACUUGCACGAAUCCCGCAUCGCCGACUUGUGGACAACAGAGUCAGAUUGAAGUUACAUUCGAGCAACGAUCCUUUGCCAUGGCUCUCCCAGUCGCUCCGCCAUCCGUUUUCCCCACUUUAGCCCCACCACCGAGCUGUUCCCCGGAAUGUCAGCCUGGCUGUGAGCCAUCAUGCGUGGCCACUCUUCAAAUCGCCAUCCGUCCCUCGAUCACCAAUUGUGUCCCAGCUUGCCAACCGACUUGUCUACCCGAUUGUGUACAAACGUACAAUGAGGUGACCAGAGACUACACAACAAAAGCGCCACAAAUGCAUUGCCCAGUGCAAGCGUGUCAACCGAAUUGUCACGCCUCGUGUCUACAAACGUUCAAUUUCCUUCUCUCAAUUCAACCAUCAACCACCACUCCGACUCCAACACUCUACUGCACAUCGAUCUGUCAACCAACUUGUCAGCCUCAAUGUAUCGCAAAUUCCUUUGGUCUUGCCCUUCCCGCACCCCCAAAUCCACCACAAAACCAAGAAUGUCCACCUCAAUGUCAGCCAGCUUGUAGCCCGUCUUGUGCAACUCAAAAUCAGAUCAUCGAAGAAGAGAUCGAUGUGCUCUCGUUUAAUUUGACUCUUCCAUCACAGACGCAAGUACCUCGCGUUUCCUCAUCUCCAUGCACUCCCGCGUGUCAACCACUUUGUUUACCCAGUUGUGUCAAUGUUUUAGGAGGAUUUGGAAGACAGAUUCCGAUGAUUGCAACAACUACCCCAUCACCUCCAGCACUUCAAUGUGCUCCUCAAUGUCAGCCAUCGUGCGAUACACGAUGUCUGUUAGCUCUUCAAAUUGAGACCCAACUCCAGCUGCAGACAACACAGCCGACAAGCUAUUGGACAGCUCCCACUUGUGCUCCAGCAUGUCAACCGGAUUGUUCGGAGAGUUGUUUGAGCGAGUUGGUGGUGGAUUUAGAGAUACCGAUCGUUAAAUCGUGUCUCCCACAAUGUCAGCCAUCAUGCAAGCCACAAUGUAUCAAGCAGUACACAAUGACCACCCUCCGGCCAUCAACCCCAUCAUGCACUCCAGUGUGUCAACCAGCCUGUGAUCCGAUUUGUAUCACCCAAUUUCAAAUCGCCAUUCAAAAAGUCGCCACGACGAAAGCGACAACGAUGAGAACUUGCAUCCAAACAUGUCAACCCCUUUGUGACAAUGCCUGCAUCGCGAGUUAUCAAGUUCAAAUGACCCAACCAGCAGCCACUGUCACUUCAAAUAAUUGCCUCCCCGCUUGUCAACCGAUUUGCGACCAACAGUGCAUCAGUCAAUAUCAGACCCAACCAAUGUCCACCACACAACCACCAUCAAUCGUCCCUCAAAAGGAUUGCAUCCCGGCUUGUCAACCCACGUGUACUCCUGUUUGUGUCAAGCAAUUUGCACCCAGCACUCCUAUGCCUGUGUCCCGCAAUGCCUGUGUCCCGCAAUGUCAACCCGCUUGUCAACAAACGUGUAUACAGCAAGCAGCCAACGAUCCCCUCCAAACAGCCACAAUUCCCACCUUCACAUUCACGAAAUCGACUCCAAACUCGUCUCCGCCAUGUCCACUCGCUUGUCAACCAACUUGCAAUCCAGCGUGUGUCAAUGGGAUUUUCACUAUUGCCGUUGAACAGACCAACACCUCUCCGGAGGUCCGUUGUGAGCCAAUUUGUCAGCCAGCUUGCGAGCCAACCUGUAUUCAAAAAAAUCAAAAUGCUGAUGCUCAAAUCAUAGUCGAAGGUCCAAGCACUUGUGUUGAGGCAUGUAUGCCGAUGUGCGAUCCGAUGUGCAUUGGAGUUCAAGUAUCGGCUUUACUCCCGAUCGAGAACCGAUGCGCUCCAAUUUGCCAGCCGGCUUGCACUCCCGAUUGUGUCCAACAGAAUCCCUACAAUACGGUCUCAAUUCCCACCUCGUUAGCCCAAUCGGGUGGGAAUUGCGCGAAAAAUUGUCAACCCUCUUGCCUCACCAAUUGCACGCAAGAUUAUCAAUUUGAGAUCAACGUGCCACAGCGCUGCCUUUUGCCGUGCGAGCAGGGAUGCACGACGAAUUGCGUCCAGCGGGGAGUCGCCUCGCAAAAUGAUUGUUUGAGAGGAUGUUCAAACUUUUGCGGCACUCAAUGCACCCAAGGAACCGCCUGUCCACAAUGUGAAAGCGGGAAUCUAAAAAUCGAGAUCGUGCUGGAAGAGCCAAUCUCUGAAACGGCUCAAUGUGUGAGUGAAUGCUCGGGCGAUUGCGAGCGACAGUGUCGAAGUCAGCGCGGAACACCGAUGCAAUGUGCUCCGAUUUGUGAUCGAGCGUGCAGGGAUCGGUGUCCCGUUGAGGUCCGACCUUGUCGUCAGAAACGUUCUGGCUGCAAAUGCUCAAAGGGUUUCUCGUCAUGUGGACAAAAAUUGUGUUGUCGAAAAAGAAGAAAAAGAUCGAAU
This is a messenger RNA of Mesorhabditis belari, 3009 nucleotides long. NCBI's taxonomy places the organism in Eukaryota, Metazoa, Nematoda, Chromadorea, Rhabditida, Rhabditidae. The record is from the annotation of a GenBank genome assembly.